Prorocentrum cordatum is the source of this 639-nucleotide messenger RNA. The record is from the annotation of a GenBank genome assembly. Lineage: Eukaryota; Dinophyceae; Prorocentrales; Prorocentraceae.
CCCCUUCGGCCCGAGCGCUGCGCGCGCCUCCCUCGCGCCAGAAGCCGAGCGCCUGGGCCGCGCGCCGGGCCGCGCAUGGCGGGCCCCCGGCGCGCCUCGUUCAGCACCACGGUGGAGCUCAUCUGCUUCGACGCGGAGAGCGGGACUCGCAGCCCGACAAGCUUCCAGCACGUGGAGACGGCAGGGUUAGGUCGGGCGUGUCUCCCAGGGGCGCGAGGCGCCGCGCGGCGGCCCUCCUCCCCGCCGCCGGGGGCCCGCGGCCGCGGCCGCGGCGGCGUUUCCGCGGCGCCGUGGGCCCGGCCGUCGGGCGCGGCGGCCCCGCCGGACCUCGAGGGGCAGCUGGGGCUGGAGGGGCUGCUGGAGCUGGAGGCCGAGUGCAUGCCUGGCAGCCUAUCUACCGAGCCAGGCGGCAGCGAUGCCGACAGCUUCGCCGACGAGAACCGGUUCGCAAAGGUCGCCCAGCAGCGCCGCAUCCGGCGCAGCGUCACCGCCAACCAAGGGCCGGGCCUUCCGCAGCACGCCUUGCUGGAGAUGGCGAUGUCGAGGAUCCUCUCGCGACGUCGGCGAGCCUGCCUCGAUGGUUCUGAGGACAGUAGCUCGGGCAACGGGACAGGCAGCAUCAACAGCUUAGGCGAGUGA